This is a messenger RNA of Suillus subaureus, 798 nucleotides long. RefSeq lists its product as uncharacterized. Lineage: Eukaryota; Fungi; Basidiomycota; Agaricomycetes; Boletales; Suillaceae. The coding region runs from base 1 to 798 and encodes 265 amino acids. The transcript has 13 exons. The record is from RefSeq and is a predicted model, not a curated record.
AUGGCGACAUUCUGGACCUAUGAUUAUGUUUGUUCACUUCACGAAGAGUGGAAGUUCCUGCGUCGGUCGCACUGGACGAAGGUGAAAGUCCUUUAUAUCAUUGCGCGAUAUGUCCCCUUUUUAUUCAUCAUCACGGACAUAUAUCUGAAUUUCUCCCCGAGCGAGAACCCCAAAAAAUGCAAGAUACUGGUCAAUAUUUACUCAAGUCUCGGAGUGAUAUCGCUCACUUGUUCUGAAUGCUUUUUUGUGCUCAGGACAUAUGCGCUUUGGAACGGUAAUAGGAUUGUGCUUGUAGCCAUGCUGUCUACCCUUUUUGCUAUCAUUGUAUCGUUCAUUGGCAUUUGUUUUAGCGCUAUUGCUACCUCUUAUGUUACGACUAGCGCGGUCCCAGGCAUCACAGGCUGCUACCGGAGUUCAACCAGUGUCCAAUUCUUCAUGCCGUUUCUUCUCUUGCUUGCCUUUCAACUUGGACUGUUCAUACUAACACUUAUACGUGCCUUCCAGACCUGGAGAACGUCCAACGGCGGUAUGCACACCGUUCUGAUGAAGCAUAACAUAUUCUACUAUGCAUGCGGUCUGUUUCUCUCGGCCGUGAAUGUCCUUGCGCCAGUAAUGUUUUCUGAUCCCGCAUAUUACUCCCUCCUCGAAGAUUUGCAAGCCUUUGUCCUUGCGAUCCUCGCCACGCGCAUGCACCUCCAUCUCUGGCAUAUCGACCGGGACGUGCACGGCUCCGAGAUCCUCGCGUGUAUUUCUAUGUCCGACAUGUCAUCUGGGGACCGUACGAUCACUACGUUGUGA